AUGUCUUCGACAGGAACUACAUCAGCAAGAACAGCCCAAGCGAUUAGAAUGCAUAAUGAAGCUACCGUACGCCUGAAAGAAUUACGUCAAAUUGUUCAGAGUGAAGUAAUUGAUUCAGGUCAAGGUACCGAUGAAAUUAUACAGUUACAGGGUGGUGGUGAAUUACAUUUUGUAAACACAAAAAAUACACGUGCAUAUUACUUAAAUCAUGAAGAAUCAUGGCUAUAUCUAGAACGUGAAAAUGAUGGUACAUCGGGAACAUUAUAUAUCGUACGACGACUUCAGGAUGGACGACUCGUCACAAAAAGUAUGCAAGACUGA
Messenger RNA from Brugia pahangi, 321 nucleotides. Lineage: Eukaryota; Metazoa; Nematoda; Chromadorea; Rhabditida; Onchocercidae. The record is from the annotation of a GenBank genome assembly.